This is a messenger RNA of Porites lobata, 2733 nucleotides long. NCBI's taxonomy places the organism in Eukaryota, Metazoa, Cnidaria, Anthozoa, Scleractinia, Poritidae. The record is from the annotation of a GenBank genome assembly.
AUGGACAGUUAUGACCUUGCAAUCAAAGCAUUGAAAAGAGGUGAUUUUAGCGCAGCCCGGGAUUAUUUUGAGUUAGAAUUCAAGCAGGCCAAAAAGAACAAAGAAAGGGAUAGGGAAUACAAAGCAUGUAUAAUCCUUGGCAGUGCUUAUACCUCUCUCUGGCAGUCCCAAAAAGCAAUCGAAUUCUUUCAGCGGGCUCUUGGUAUCGCAGAAGAGACUGGAAACAAAGAUUUAGAAGGAACAGCAUAUUUAAACCUUGGCGGUGCUUAUUACUCUCUCGGGCAGUUCCGAAAAGCAAUCGAAUUCUUUCAGCGGGCUCUUGGUAUCGCAGAAGAGACUGGAAACAAAGAUUUAGAAGGAAAAUCAUAUUUAAAUCUUGGCAGUGCUUAUCUCUAUCUCGGGCAGUUCCGAAAAGCAAUCGAAUUCUUUCAGCGGGCUCUUGGUAUCGUAGAAGAGACUGGGAACAAAGAUUCAGAAGGAACAGCAUAUUUAAACCUCGGCGGUGCUUAUGACUCUCUCGGGCAGUCCCGAAAAGCAAUCGAAUUCUUUCAGCGGGCUCUUGGUAUCGUAGAAGAGACUGGAAACAAAGAUUUAGAAGGAUCAUCAUAUUUAAACCUUGGCAGUGGUUAUAGCUCUCUCGGGCAGUCCCAAAAAGCAAUCGAAUUCUUUCAGCGGGCUCUUGGUAUCGCAGAAGAGACUGGAAACAAAGAUUUAGAAGGAACAGCAUAUUUAAACCUUGGCAAUGCUUAUCACUCUCUCGGGCAGUUCCGAAAAGCAAUCGAAUUCUUUCAGCGGGCUCUUGGUAUCGUAGAAGAGACUGGAAACAAAAAUUUAGAAGGAGCAUCAUAUUUAAACCUUGGCAUUACCUAUAACUCCCUCGGGCAGUGCCGAAAAGCAAUCGAAUUCAUUCAGCGGGCUCUCGGUAUCGCAGUAGAGACUGGAAACAAAAAGUUAAAAGGAAAAGCAUAUGGAAACCUUGGUGGUGCUCAUGGCAGUCUCGGGCAGUAUCAAAAAGCAAUCGAAUUCGGUAAGCUUGCUCUUAGUAUCGCGAGGAAGACUGAAAGCAAAGAUUUAGAAGGAGAAGCGUAUUUUACCCUUGGUUUUGCUCACUGCUCUCUCGGGCAGUUACAAAACGGAAUCGAGUUCUCUGAGCGGGCUCUUGGUAUCGCAAAAGAUACUGGAAGCAAAUGUUUAGAAGCAUCCACAAGUCGGCACCUUGGUAGUUCUCAUCUUCGUCUCGGUAACGUCGAAAAGGCAUUCGAAUUCUUAAAGCAGUCUCUUAAAAUCGCAAAAGACACUGGAGAUAAAGAUAAAGAAGGAUCGGCAUAUGAGUGCCUUGGUGAAGCCUAUGCCUUUCGUAGGGAUUUCAAAAAGGCAUUCGAGUUCCAUCAGUAUGCUCUUAGAAUCGGAAAAGAGACUGGAGACAAAGAAGUAGAACAACAUGCAUACACAAGUCUUGGGAUGGUUUUUCUGGAAUUCCCCGACGACUUUUCCAGAGCUGAGGAGUAUUUUAAAUCUAGUAUCAAACUGCUAGAAGAAGUGAGGGAUCUUCUGCAAGACAACGACGAAUGGAAAAUCAGUUUUCGAGAUCGAUAUAGCGUUUAUACAAAGUUAUGGUGUCUUCAAUUACGCCAGGGCAAGACCAUGGAGGCCCUUUCUACAGCUGAGCGGGGACGAGCACAAGCUCUCACGGAUAUCAUGAAAUCAAGAUACAGUGUCGAAUUGACUCAUUUAUCGUCGGAGGAGCAGAUGGAAAGAAUAUCCUGCAUUUCAACCCAUAUUUCAUCACCUACGAUAUUUAUCGCGGAGGUCCCAGAAAAAUCAGUGAAUUUCUGGUUGCUAUUGAAAGGUCAGCAGUGGCAGUUUGUGCGAAAGAAAACCAAUCAGUCCUUGGUUUGUUUGAUUGAGAAAGCAUAUAAACAAUUGAAGGUUGGUAAACCUGUCAGGUGCGAAGAUCGUUCCUUGGAUGGAAUAGAAGAUGAAGAGAUCGAGGAGUCAUCCGACAGGAGCACAAAUGAGGAAGAAUCAACUCCACUACAAGAGGGUGAUGAUGCAUUGAAAAAGUUGUAUGAUAUCAUCAUUGCUCCGUCUUUACACUUGAUAAAUAGUAAUGAACUUGUUAUUGUCCCUGAUGGAGCAUCAUUCUUGAUUCCUUACGCUGCCCUUGUGGACCAGAAUUGCACGUAUUUGUCUGAAACGCUGAGAAUUCGAUUGGCUCCAUCUGUGACCAGCUUAGUGCUGCUGGCAGAGUGUGCAGAGGACCGCCAUGGCACAUCUGGUGUACUGCUUGUUGGUGAUCCAUGGGUGGAAACUGUUCGCUUAGGCGAGAAAAAGAAAAGGUUUGCGCAACUCCCCUGGGCCGAGAAAGAGGUGAAAAUGCUUGAAAAAAUGCUAAACGUUCAGCCUCUAACAGGAAAGAACGCUACCAAGGAACGAGUAUUAAGCAGACUCGAGUCAGUUUCCUUAGUGCACAUUGCAGCUCAUGGUCGUUCAGAAACCGGUGAAAUUCUUUUGUCUCCUAAUCAUGGUAGUCCCGAAAAACCCACAGAGCAGGACUUUCUCUUGACAAUGGAAGAUGUGCUGAAGGCAAAGCUGCGUGCUAAGCUUGUUGUCUUAAGCUGCUGUCACACUGGGAAAGGGAAGAUCUGUGCUGAAGGAGUGGUGGGUAUUGCACGUGCUUUUCUGGGGGCCGGUGCCCGUUCUGUUAUUGCGUCAUUGUGGGCAAUCGAAGAC